Messenger RNA from Pogoniulus pusillus (Red-fronted tinkerbird), 2169 nucleotides. It is a transcript of the gene DSPP, whose product is annotated as dentin sialophosphoprotein. The transcript has 2 exons. Bases 1 to 2169 code for a protein of 722 amino acids. Lineage: Eukaryota; Metazoa; Chordata; Aves; Piciformes; Lybiidae. The record is from RefSeq and is a predicted model, not a curated record.
AUGAUAAUACUAAUAAUAAACAAUUACAACAAUAACAAUAACAUCAGCAACAAUAAUAGCAGCAGCAGCAGCAACAGCAAUAAUAGCAACAGCAGUAACAAUAGCAGCAACAAUAACAAGAGUAACAACAGCAACAACAACAAUAGUGACUACAGCAACAAUAACAAUGGCAACAGCAAGAAUAACAACAGUAGCAACAGCAACAACAAUAGCAACUACAGCAAGAAUAACAGCAGAAACAACAGCAACAACAACAAUAACUUCAGUGAUAGCAACAGUAGCAACAUCAACAACAGCAACAAUAACAACAGUAAUGACAACAACAGCCACAAUAACAACAGCAACAACAGCAACAAUAACAACAGUAAUGACAACAACAGCAACAAUAACAACAGUAAUGACAACAACAGCAAUUAUAACAACAGCAACAACAGCAACAAUAACAACAGUAAUGACAACAACAGCAAUUAUAACAGCAGCAACAGCAACAAUAACAACAGUAAUGACAACAACAGCAAUUAUAACAGCAGCAAUAGCAACAAUAACAACAGUAAUGACAACAACAGCAAUUAUAACAGCAGCAACAGCAACAAUAACAACAGUAAUGACAACAACAGCAGUUAUAACAGCAGCAAUAGCAACAAUAACAACAGUAAUGACAACAACAGCAAUUAUUGCAACAGCAACAAUAACAACAGUAAUGACAACAGCAAUUAUAACAACAGCAACAACAGCAACAAUAACAACAGUAAUGACAACAACAGCAACAAUAACAACAGUAAUGACAACAGCAAUUAUAACAACAGCAACAACAGCAACAAUAACAACAGUAAUGACAACAACAGCAAUUAUUACAACAGCAACAGCAGCAACAAUAACAACAGUAAUGACAACAACAGCAGUUAUAACAGCAGCAACAGCAACAAUAACAACAGUAAUGACAACAACAGCAAUUAUUGCAACAGCAACAAUAACAACAGUAGUGACAACAACAGCAAUUAUAACAACAGCAACAAUAACAACAGUAAUGACAACAACAGCAACAAUAACAACAGUAAUGACAACAACAGCAAUUAUAACAGCAGCAACAGCAACAAUAACAACAGUAAUGACAACAACAGCAAUUAUAACAGCAGCAACAGCAAUUAUAACAGCAGCAACAGCAACAGUAACAACAGUAAUGACAACAACAACAAUUAUAACAGCAUCAACAGCAACAAUAACAACAGUAAUGACAACAACAGCAAUUAUAACAACAGCAACAACAGCAACAAUAACAACAGUAAUGACAACAACAGCAAUUAUAACAACAGCAACAACAGCAACAAUAACAACAGUAAUGACAACAACAGCAAUUAUAACAACAGCAACAACAGCAACAAUAACAACAGUAAUGACAACAACAGCAAUUAUAACAACAGCAACAACAGCAACAAUAACAACAGUAAUGACAACAACAGCAAUUAUAACAACAGCAACAACAGCAACAAUAACAACAGUAAUGACAACAACAGCAAUUAUAACAACAGCAACAACAGCAACAAUAACAACAGUAAUGACAACAACAGCAAUUAUUGCAACAGCAACAAUAACAACAGUAAUGACAAUAGCAAUUAUAACAACAGCAACAACAGCAACAAUAACAACAGUAAUGACAACAACAGCAAUUAUUGCAACAGCAACAAUAACAACAGUAAUGACAACAGCAAUUAUAACAACAGCAACAACAGCAACAAUAACAACAGUAAUGACAACAACAGCAAUUAUUACAACAGCAACAAUAACAACAGUAAUGACAAUAGCAAUUAUAACAACAGCAACAACAGCAACAAUAACAACAGUAAUGACAACAACAGCAAUUAUUACAACAGCAACAGCAGCAACAAUAACAACAGUAAUGACAACAACAGCAAUUAUUACAACAGCAACAGCAGCAACAAUAACAACAAUAAUGACAACAGUAACAACAACAGCAGCAGCAACAAUAACAGUAGCAACAGCAACAAUAACAACAGUAAUAACAACAAUAACAUUAACAACAGCAACAAUAACAACAGUAAUAACAACAGUAACAACAGCAACAAUAACAACAGUAAUAACAACAGUAACAACAGCAACAAUACAAUGACUGCCAAGAGGGAAUACAAGCACAAAGUCUACCUCUCCUGA